Cynara cardunculus var. scolymus (artichoke) is the source of this 1228-nucleotide messenger RNA. RefSeq names its product 3-deoxy-manno-octulosonate cytidylyltransferase, mitochondrial-like. The record is from RefSeq and is a predicted model, not a curated record. The transcript is spliced from 8 exons. Gene Ontology annotation, cellular component: cytosol. The coding region runs from base 116 to 967 and encodes 283 amino acids. Gene Ontology annotation, molecular function: 3-deoxy-manno-octulosonate cytidylyltransferase activity. Lineage: Eukaryota; Viridiplantae; Streptophyta; Magnoliopsida; Asterales; Asteraceae.
AAGCAAUGUGAAAGGUGAGCAACCACAAAUAAACAACUCAUCUACAUACAUAUACGCAAUGAUCAGCCAUGAUCGACUACAACUGUACUAGAUCUUCUCGCCCGGAUCAUUUCUGAUGUCGACCAAAGCAUGGAUUCUGCACGGCGUCGCCGCCGCCGCCGCUCUAGCCGUCGGUGCUCACGCUUAUUUCUAUUACCGCCGAUCUGUCACCAUGUUUCGGAGUCGAGUAGUCGGCAUAAUUCCUGCCCGGUUCGCUUCUUCUCGUUUCCAGGGCAAACCCCUCGUUGAUAUCCUUGGCAAACCCAUGAUCCAGAGAACAUGGGAAAGAGCAAAGUUGGCAACGACAUUGGACUGUGUUGUUGUGGCAACGGAUGAUGAAAAGAUUGCAGAGUGCUGUCGGGGAUUUGGUGCUGAUGUUAUAAUGACUGCAGAAUCCUGCAGAAAUGGUGCUGAGAGGUGUAGUGAAGCACUUCAAAAGCUCGGGAAAAAGUACGACAUUGUUGUCAAUAUUCAAGGAGAUGAACCUCUUAUCGAGCCUGAAAUAAUCGAUGGGAUUGUGAGAGCUCUUCAGACCACCCCGGAUGCAGUUUUCAGCACGGCAGUCACAUCUUUGAAACCGGAAGAUGCUUUUGAUCCAAAUCGUGUGAAAUGUGUGGUUGAUAACCGUGGUUAUGCAAUCUACUUUUCUCGAGGGCUGGUACCUUUUAACAAGUCAGGGAAGACCAACCCUAAAUUCCCAUAUAAUCUUCAUCUUGGCAUUCAGAGCUAUGAUUCGGAGUUUCUGAAAAUUUAUCCGGAUCUUACACCGACUCCAUUGCAACUAGAAGAAGAUUUGGAGCAACUUAAAGUUCUUGAAAACGGAUACAAGAUGAAGGUGAUAAAAGUGGAUCAUGAUGCUCAUGGUGUGGAUACUCCUGAAGAUGUUGCCAAGAUUGAAAGUUUUAUGAGGGAAAGAAACUUGUCUUAGCUUCCACACCACCAAAAUCUUGAACAUUUCUUUAAACCCGUAUUCCAAAAUGCCGAUCUGUUACAAAACUUUAUCAUAUCCGACUCUUUUUGUCACACUUUUCACGAACUGGGGUUCUUCAGGGUAGAGGUAAGAUCUGACUAUAUCUUUAACUAGUUUGGCUCAUCUUUCAUCUGUUUUUCCACUAUUUAUUUAUUUAUUUGUUUCAAUUUUUCACAAGUGUAAUUAGGUCCGAUUGUAGCAUGUAUCGAAACUUGAAUG